This is a messenger RNA of Dunckerocampus dactyliophorus (ringed pipefish), 3319 nucleotides long. RefSeq names its product CD209 antigen-like protein E. Bases 119 to 898 code for a protein of 259 amino acids. The transcript has 11 exons. Lineage: Eukaryota; Metazoa; Chordata; Actinopteri; Syngnathiformes; Syngnathidae. The record is from RefSeq and is a predicted model, not a curated record.
AAAGGGAAGUUCCUGCAGCGAUGGUUGUCUGAGGGCUUCAGAGUGCACCGUCACAUUUGUAUCCAAGUCAUCUCAAGAUUUGUUCAACUGCGCCCGGCGCCCUCGCUCUCGUUGUGACAUGUUUGGGCAAGAUGAAUAUGGAUGUAACCGUGUGGUCCUGCUGUGUCUCGGACUGCUGAAUAUCAUUCUGCUGAUAAUUGCUGUUGUUCUUGGAGUUAACUGUGCCCCAGCCCAACAAAUUUCCUACCCAAAUUCCCACCCGGCUGCAGUGCAGCUCAUGAAUGAGCUGGAAUAUCUCCUUAGCAACCACAGUGAUGUGAUGAAGGCUGAGCAAGAGGCCCGGAAGGAGUUACAGAGAGCAACCAAAAACCAUGCAAAACUUAAGGUGAAAAUUGACAAGCAGAGGACCAUCAAUGACUGUUAUCAGAGGCAAGUUGAGAGUCUGCGCAAGGAAAGGAAACACCUGCAGUCCAAUGUGACAGCUUUGGAGGGGACCUGUGGCAAGUGCCCUCAGGGUUGGACCUUUUUCCACUCCUCUUGCUAUUUCUUCUCUUUUAUGCAAAUUAAAAACUGGAUGGGAAGCCGAGACUACUGCAUCAGUCAUGGAGCAGAUCUGGUUGUGAUAGAUCACCAAGACGAGCAGUUAUAUGUGAGUCAAAGCAUUAAACAUUUCAGCAGUGAAGUGUGGAUCGGCCUCACUGAUAUGGCAUCAGAGGGAAAAUGGGUUUGGAUUAAUAACGUCACAGAAUUGGAGCAAAGGUACUGGAUGCCAGGAGAACCUGACAACUCCGGCCAUUGUGGGGUUUCUAUCAGUUCCCCGAGUGCACCAUGGCAGACCCGCCACGAUGAAGAUUGCAGAAUGCAGUUAUUCUGGAUAUGUGAAAUGGCACCAAAAUAGAGUACAGAAAAAGGCCGUGGUCUUUAUAUGAAAUAAAAUGAUUAUUUUUUAUGAUUCUGAGUAGUCUUCAUAUUUGUACAGUGGAACCUCAGGUUGGCAUACACCCCGGUUAGCGUGUUUUUCACUUAAAAAAUUGACACCACAAUUUUGCCUCUGCUUGCGUGCAUUCUCCGGUUAGCGCACAAUAUUGCGCGUGUCUUGUCGUGUUAUUAAUACACGGCGUGAGUCCAACUUUGUUCUUCCAUGUAUUUUUAUCACAAAAUGUCUUAUUUAGCGUCCUCUUAGCUUGCCGUUACAUGUGUAGUAGCAUGUCUUCCAAAGCAUUCUGAAAAACCACCCAAAUUGUGUAUGGAAUGAGACAUUAUUUUGCAUUUGUCAUGUUAAACGUGAUUGCUCGCCCGAAAGGGAAGUAUCCCCCCCCCUAAAGUCACUGCGAAACUUUCACUUCACUUUUCCACUGGAUCCUUCUACGGGAAUUGCGGAACUUAAUAUUGAUGAGUUGAGCAAUGGAAGACAGAAGUAACAUUCGGGUAAAUUGUUUGCCUCCUCACAGAUUGAAGCUAAUCCGUCUGAACGGCGAAGGGAGAAAUGUCUGAAUUCGAUCUAAAAGGUGGAUUUGGCUCACCGAAUUCUGAAAAUGAUGCUGACAUGGAGCCUUCCGGACAAAAGCGCAAACGAGCUUCCUGCAUUACCCUUUGCAGAGCUGCCACAGCCAGCCUGGUGAUACUCGCUGUCAUGUUACUGAUAGUUGACAUUCACCUGGCGAUCAAGUACGUCACGCUCCGCAAUACACACCAGUAUCUCGACGACCCAGACAUUAUCGAAAGGGAGUUGAUCAAACUGGAGGAGUCUUACAAGCUCGCAGUUGGAAACAUAACAAAUGCAAAGAAACAGCUGUACAGUGAGAUGGGAAGACAAAUACAAACCAACUGGGAGUUUGAACACCAGAAAAGAAGAACCCGUGACUAUGAAGUUCAGAUUGAUGAAGUCAUGAAGGAUGUCGUGCAUCUACAAUCGUACUUACCAGUAAUAGAAGGUGGUUGCAAACACUGUCCAGUCGGGUGGAGUUUGAUCAACUCUGCGUGCUACUACUUUUCCUUGUCUCACACCGUUGGACGCAACUCAUGGCAAAACGCGAGGGAGUUCUGUCAGCUGUACGGAGGCGACCUCAUAAUCAUCGACAGCAAGGACGAAGAGAAUGCGACCAUAAAUUACUUGAGAAGUCAUGCAGGUGCCUCAGGAGGUAACUUUUGGAUUGGACUGAGACGGUUUCAAAAGGAAGGACUUUGGAGAUGGACGGAUGAAAGAGACCUGGUUGAAGGGUUCUGGGAAGCUGGAGAAUCAAAUGAUAACAUUCAUCAGGGGUGUGCUGCUUUAUAUAACGCAGAAAACUUCUUCACUGCUUGGAUUAGUAUUGACUGUGAUCUCCACAGCAAAUGGAUUUGUGAAAAAGCACCAAGUAAUAACCAGUGAACUAAAACAGCCAUCCACUUUUCACAUUCACAGCGUGUGACACACAGAACAUACUGUGUCUGUACCUUGGAGUUACAAAUGCUCCACAAAUCGUCACAAACGAUGGAGCGCUGGACUGCUGUAAUAGCUGAUGUUUCAAUGUUUGCUGCUGGUAACUCACAAAUAUUGGGAAGUACAUUGUCAUUACUAUUCUAACAAAGUCAUAUAAGUAAUUGCUUGAAACAUGUUGAACAAUGCUCAGAUGUUUUUGGAGCACACUCACCCCAGGCUGUCUUUACUCUCUCACUCUAAGGACUAACUGAUGUUACAAACAUGUUUUUCUUUAUUUUUCCCAUGCUGCUGCAUCUCCCCUGUAAUCUUCUGGAAUCUACCAGCGGAAAACUUUGGUCAAAUGUUGCCACACGCAGUAGUGAACAUUCAUGACAUUCCAUAUGAGAACUGGCAAUCGUUAUCCAAAGUUUACUACAUCUUGAUGAAGAAUACACUCUUUCACUCGAAUGUAACAAACCGAGUGUCAUGAUCUGUGGUGCUGCUCUGCUGCCCUCUACUUGUGUUCUGGUUGCAGUGCAAAGACCGGCUGGCCUGGGAUGGAGCCAUGCGCGCACACCUGCAGCUAAUUCCUGUCCGCUUCAUAAGCAGCACACACCUGUUCUCAGUUGCCACAUUCAUUGUUUUCAUGCUACUUUCCAUGUUCCUACCGGCUUCUCGAGCUCUCUGUAUUUGCCAUACCUUCUGGUUAUCUCCAGCAGUGUUUUUGGUUACACUCUGUGAGUACUUUUCACCUGCUUGGUAGUUCCAGCAGUGUAGUUUUUGUUAUAGUAUCUCCCUAUCCUGCUAUCUGUGCUAGCAGCGCUUUUCGUUUGUCUAUUUUUCCCGUGGCUUUCCCGGAGGAUUUUCUGUUGUACUUUGACUUUUUGUAUUGCACUCCUUGUGAGCCUCUUUUUGUUA